This is a messenger RNA of Talaromyces stipitatus ATCC 10500, 2569 nucleotides long. RefSeq names its product DNA repair protein Rad26, putative. The transcript is spliced from 2 exons. The record is from RefSeq and is a predicted model, not a curated record. Lineage: Eukaryota; Fungi; Ascomycota; Eurotiomycetes; Eurotiales; Trichocomaceae. Bases 1 to 2310 code for a protein of 769 amino acids.
AUGAGACUUGAUCUCUCAUGGCACGAUUCAAAUGUUGGUGGAAUGGACAGUGAUGACGACUUCCUCGACGAUGGCCUUGACUUCGACUCAAUCCCUGCAGGAACACUGCUUCAACUCGAGCAAAGCGCCUGGCAAGCUACCCAAGUACCACCGCCGCAAUCUGCUGAACGAAGUCACAGCACCGGUCUCCAGACGAACAGAAACCAGCUGAAUCAACGAGGAUACAAUUUACCGCCUUCGCAGCGUCAUAACUCAAGCUUCUACGGCGAUGUAGAGGUUAUCGAUCUAGAUGCGGAUAUUCUAGAGGAUAAUGAUGAGCGCUUGGACGAUGUCGUCAAUUCAAACCCGCCGGUCACCCAGAACGUGCUACACAGUCGCACAUCAGACCAGAAACAAUAUACCCCUGUUCAAACACAACAUGCGCAACCUGCUCAGGGCUCUAACAUUAAUUACCCCGAUCAUGAGAUAGGAGCAAGAAUUGAAGAGGUUUCACGCCAAUACGAUGCCAUUAACGAACAACUGGCAGCAGCCAGAGAAGACGCGACAAAGAAAGCCGGCGAAGUGGCCAUCCUCAGGGCGAAUCUUACCAAACAAGCACAAGAAUUCGAGCGCACGAUUACUUCCCUCAGAGCUCAAUUGGCGGAUUUAACAACAAAGAAUAAAGGUGCGCAGGAAGCUGCUAUCGAUGAGCGGCAAAAGCUUGAAACAGAGAACCUAUUUCUAAGGGAAGAGCUACGUGAUGAGACCCUGCGAGUAAACAAUCUUCGCGCAAAGAAGAGAACAGAGGCACCUCAAACGCCCAGGAAACAGAGAACACUGCCCUUCCGCGAUGGAUUCGAUGAUGACGAGAUUGGAUUUGCGUCUCCUACAAAGUCCUCCGGUGGACGAUCGAAACGAGGGACGCCGACUGUUCCGGGAAAGCGAAAGCGCAAAGUUAGCGAUGCUCCAAUACCUAUGCCACCUCUACAAUUGAGCCAGGGAAACCAGGCUUCUGUAGAGACGGAUAUACUGGGUUUGGAUUCUAUGGACACGGGCACCAGUGAAAGAGAGUGCAUAUCAGGACAAGUCAUUGAAGAGGGGUUUUACAUGACACAGAUCUUAAACCACAGAACUCAUCUCAAUAGGGAAAGUGAUUUGGAGGUUAUGGCUGGGCUUGCAUUCCCUUCGGAACCUGACAGGAAGAUAUCUUCUAUUGUUUUGGAGACAAUGAGCGGAGUGACGUCUAAUUACGCAGUCAAAUAUGCCCAUUGCCUUAUACAGCUGUGGGAUCGUGCUCUAGUAGAAAAGUUUUACAAGGUUGUCCCUGUGUUCAUGGCUUCGAUCAAGUUCAUUCUACUACUCGAUUUAUAUUCGAUUAGUCCGCAACUAAUCACCGAGCUGGCCGGUAUUCUCCAAGCAUCGAUCUACGUCAAUGCGGCCACUCGUUUUGAACAUUCUGCGGUAUCCUCGAAAGUCAAGGGAGAAAGUCGCCGCACCCCACGUACAGUCUUACAUACAGAUGUCGACUCGACCACCGCAUUAGAGAUUAUGUAUCUCUUGGUGCUGGCAUGUCGACAAGACGAUGAAGCGCAUGAACAUCUAUGGCGCAAUAUACACUUUGACAUAUUAUUGAUGACUUUGAACGACCACCAACCUUUGCAAGAUAUUGUCCUCUCACUCAAAAUUUUGUCGACAAGUCUCCGACGAAACUCGUUUGGGACUAUUCAGCCAUCCGAGGCGGAACAAAGACAGGUCGAAUACCACUUUAUUGAGCGCGUCACGUGUCUCCUCUUUCAGCGCAUUGAGCCGGACGAAGGCGAAGAAGACUACCUUCCUCUGCAGAUCUGUCAAAUGCGUUUAGAAGCUCUCACUUUUCUAGAGAUGAUCACGUUCUACAGCUUCGAUAUGAUGGCAGAUGCGAGCAAAACAGCCAUAAUCUCCUAUCCGCUAGUUCUCCCACGUCUAUUUCGAACAUUAUACGACGAGAUGGAUCGUCUGUACACGCUGUCACCAGAACACGAUAUUCGCACAGCUCUCGUUAACCGAUUGAUGCAUUUGAUAUUCAAACUUAUCCGAAGUGGAGGCGGCAAGAACCUUAACGAGGGAUUAUCGCGACUGGCCGGUGCAAAGCAAAAGCAUCGACUAGUCCUAUCGCGACUGGCAUUUAGUGAGGGUCAGUUUUUAGAGUCUGGUAUAACUGAAGAGACGAUGGAGAUGGCGCGACAGUUGCUUGAGGAAGAGGAUAUGAGUCCUGAGGAGGCUGAAGCGUUGUUUGUUGCUUUUCCGACGGGUGGGCGACUGAGUGGUAAGGAAGGUACACAGGUUGAGUAAAUAUUUACUUCAAAGAUAGCUAUGAAAUAAUGACCACAACACUUCCUUCCCGCAUAUAAACAAUCCAUGUCCGAAUGUGUACUUGAGUGUAAAUCCCUUCUCCAUACCCUCGCACAAGGCCAGGAAACGAUGAAAAGAAUAAUCCACCAAAGGUGAAGGGAGCCAAAGAAUACGCCUGCCAAAGACCCAAAAGGCCGUUGGACAAAUCGGUCCUCCGCGCUGUGCAAUGCAGGGACCAAUCUGUGGUAGCCCGCCUUGA